AUGGAAAUCCUUCAUAACCAUAAAAUCCAUAUCCCUCUAUUUUCUCUGUUUUUCUUGCUCCUCCACUUCUCAUCCCUUCACUUUCUCUCUUUAGCCUAUGCGCAAACUGAUAAGUAUUUCGUCAAUUGUGGGUCUCAAGCUGAUGCAAACCUCAAUGACCGGGUGUUCACUGCAGACUCGAGUUCUGGUUUUUUGUGCUCAGACUCGGAGAAAAGCAGGGCCAUUGAAAGCACCAACCAGUCGCGAAAUCUGUACCAAACAGCAAGAAUUUUCUACAACCAAUCCCACUAUGAGUUCACGAUCGCUGAAAACGGUACUUAUAUUGUCCGUCUGCAUUUCUUGGUUUUCUCCUCCUCAGUUAAUCUUUCAUCAGCUCUUUUUGAUGUUUCGGCUUUUCCUACUGUUUCAAAUUUUGGGUUCAAACUGUUGAACAAUUUCACUGCCAAGAACAGUAGCAACUCUGCUUUGAUAGAGGAGUUCUUUCUUGCCAUUGGUCCUGGCUCAUUGAAAUUAUAUUUUACACCUCAAGGAUCAUCUUUUGCAUUUGUAAAUGCCAUUGAAGUCUUCCGUGCACCUUUGAAAUUCAGCCCUCAGAAUUACAGCAGUAGUUUUCCUUUAGUUCUACGUACAACUUACAGGGUGAAUGUUGGAGGCCAAAACAUCACACCAGAUAAUGACAGAAUAUGGAGAAAAUGGGAACAAGAUGAUACAUAUUUGUCUAAUUCAAAUUCUUCAGAGGAUAGCCGACCCUCCUCACAGACGCUUAUUAGACAGUCGGUAGAAUCUGAUGGUUUCGUUGGUGCUGAUAAUGAUUUUAUUGCUCCAGAUUUAGUUUACCUGACUGCCAAAUUGAUGACCGAUAGUACUAACGGGCUAUCCAAACCCUUCAACAUAACCUGGUCUUUUAAUGUGAGUGCGGAUGCUAGACACCUCGUCCGGGUUCACUUCUGUGACAUUAUUGGUCCGCCUGGUAAUUUAGUAUUCAACUUGUAUUCAAAUGGAAACUUCAUUAAGAAGGUUGGUGGACCCGAUUUCAAUUUUAAUAGCCUGUACUGGCCUUUCUACUAUGAUUUUGUAUUGAGUUCUAAUAUAUCUGAAUUCAUUAACAUCAGCAUAGGCCCUAGCAUAGACACAACAACUAACAAUUCCUUUCUAAAUGGACUGGAAAUGUUGGAGAUAAUAGAGGGACCAGCUUUAAGUAACCCUCCAGCUUCAGUUUGUAAUAUGAAAGGGCCCAAUAAGAUAAAGGUGGGUCUUGUGGUUGGUUCAGUUAUUGGAGGCCUGUCACUUAUCUGCAUUCUGAUUGUCGGAAUCUUGUUCAGUUUGAAAUACAGAAAGGCAAAGCGUGUUGAAACUUCGGAAUGGUCACCAAUGCCUGCAUUUGGAGGAGGGAGUACCCACAGCAGGUUGACUGAUGGAACUAUUACUGGUUCCCCAAUGAAUUAUCUAAAUCUUGGGUUGAAGAUAUCUUUUGCUGAACUUCAGCAAGCAACAAACAACUUUGACACAAAAUUGUUGAUAGGUGAGGGUGGCUUUGGGAAUGUCUACAGGGGAACUCUGUUGAAUGGCAGAAAUGUAGCUGUCAAGCGAGGUAGACGAGAUGAGCAAGGGUCAGGCCAAGGCCUUCCAGAAUUUCAAACAGAGAUCAUGGUUUUGUCCCAGAUUCGCCACCGCCAUCUUGUUUCCUUAAUUGGAUACUGUGAUGAAAGGUCUGAGAUGAUACUGGUCUACGAGUUCAUGGAAAAAGGGAGCUUGAGAGAUCAUUUAUAUAAUUCAAACUUGCCUCCCUUGCCAUGGAAGCAAAGGCUUGAAAUUUGCAUUGGUGCAGCAAGGGGUCUUCAUUACCUCCACAGAGGUGCAGCUGGGGGAAUCAUUCACCGAGAUGUUAAGUCCACCAACAUCUUGUUGGAUGAAAACCAUAUUGCCAAAGUUGCUGACUUUGGCCUUUCAAGAUCUGGUCCUCUUGAUGAAACGCAUGUCAGCACAAAUGUUAAAGGCACUUUUGGUUACCUUGAUCCUGAAUACAUAAUACCUGCUAUUGAUACAAUGCUCCCAAGAGACCAAAUGAAUUUAGCUGAAUGGGGAAUGCUUUGCAAGAAGAAAGGGUUGCUUGAACAGAUUGUUGACUCUUCAAUCAAGAAUCAGAUUGAUCCUAGCUCAUUCAGAAAUUUUAGUGAGACAGCAGAGAAAUGCUUGCAAGAAGAUGCUAAUGAUAGGCCUACAAUGGGUGAUGUGCUGUGGGACUUGGAGUAUGCAUUCCAGCUCCAGCAAACAGCAAAGCAUAGAGAACCCCAUGAAGACAGCACAGCCAAUGCUUCAUCAGCAUUUGUAUUGCCAAAUGUUCAGCGUUUUCCUUCAGUUAGCUCCACGAUUAACAUGGAUGAUCUGGCUCUUGCCGGAAGCGAUGAAUUAGAUACAACAGAAGUUGAAGUUUUCUCCCUAUUGAGAGUUGGUGAUGCCAGAUAA
Messenger RNA from Prunus armeniaca (apricot), 2466 nucleotides. Lineage: Eukaryota; Viridiplantae; Streptophyta; Magnoliopsida; Rosales; Rosaceae. The record is from the annotation of a GenBank genome assembly.